AUGGAGAACCUCAUCAGCCAGAUCGACUCUACUCUUCUUGAUAUUCUUCACGAAGAGCGCGUGCGUGAUGUCCAUCAUUCUUCUCAAAAUUUUGUGUAUGAAGUUAUAGAGAAAUUUGUGUUGGGUAAAGGUAAGCGUCUACGUCCUUUAAGUAUACUUGCAUUUUACAAAGCCGCUGGUGGUCGUAUGGAACAAGACAACAAAUACCCCAAACAUAUUUUGCGUAUAGCAGCGUGUAUGGAAUUGGUCCAUGACGCGACACUAGCCUUCGAUGAUUUUAUGGACGAAGACGAGUAUCGCCGCAACUCGAAAACAAUAGUCAAAACGUUUUUUGACGACUUUAAAACCUCGAACAAAACCUCACAAACUGCAACAUUUCUUUUUGAAACGGAUUGUGCAAAUUAUGCGACUUCACUUGCUAUUUUGGCAGGUAACAUUUUGUACUCCAUUGCACUUAGGGUUUGCCAAGAAGUCUCAUCAGACGUGUUAGUCAAAGUUAUGGACCUCUUCAUCGGGCUCAACUAUGGACAAAUCAUCGACUUGAAUAACAUUACUACACUUGAAGAUUACAAUUUGAACAUUCUCUUCAAAACCGCAAUCUUUUUCAAAACAAUUGCAUCAAUCGGACUCACACUUGCGGGAAGAGGAAAUGAAUCAAUCGAACUUGGAAACGUGUGGGGAGAACAUUUCGGUUUGGCCUUUCAGAUGCGCGAUGACUUGUUGGACAUCGAUGCUCAUGACAAACAGCGCAGUGUUGGGAGUGAUUUACGAGAGGGGAGAAAAACAAUCAUUGUGUGGACGGCGCUUGAAGAUGGUAUACUAGAAAGUAGUGACAAAACCUUUGUCAAAGAGAUGAUAAAACUUCAGAGCAAAGCUUUGAACGACGAAGUCAAAUUUGCUCGUUUAAUAAAUAUAUUACAAGGAACGCCUGCAAUGAAAGUGAAAGAACGCAUAUUAGAACAUCACAAACUAGCGACAGAAGCGCUUCAGAAACUCGACUUGGAGCAAGAGAUGUAUGAGUUCAUUCAGAAGAUGACAGACUUGGUGUUAAACUGA
Messenger RNA from Entamoeba invadens IP1, 1056 nucleotides. RefSeq names its product geranyl geranyl pyrophosphate synthase, putative. Gene Ontology annotation, biological process: isoprenoid biosynthetic process. The transcript has a single exon. Bases 1 to 1056 code for a protein of 351 amino acids. The record is from RefSeq and is a predicted model, not a curated record. Gene Ontology annotation, molecular function: prenyltransferase activity. Lineage: Eukaryota; Evosea; Mastigamoebida; Endamoebidae.